AGAGGAGAAAAAAAAAAAAAAAAAGCGCGAUAAAAGCAGAGAGAUCUCGUUGCAGAUUGCCAAUGAUUUCCAUUCUUUCGCCUCUCAAUGACAGGAAAGCUACUGUGCUGCUGCCGCUUGCUUGUCAAGUAAUCCAUCAAUGGAGGUUGAACAAAGCGUGACUUUCGCCAACAUCACAUCUAGAAAAAAUUUCGUUCCGGGCAUCGUGCUCUUGCUCCUCGUCGUCGGGCUGCGAGACGCAAUGCAGCGUAACUGACGACGCAAAGAAGAAACGCUGAUUUUUAUAUAGCAUGGGACGACAAUCUUUCCUCGAUACUUGGCACCAGUGCUAUCUCAUUGGGUUUCCGUGACGCGUGUGACUUUCAUAUUUCUUCGGGGAUUUAUUCCAGUCCAAUCUAUGGAUCGCGCUGCGCUGCCAGGAAAAUUCAGUCUCGUCCAGUAACGAAAGAAGAAGAAGAAGCAUCCAUCAAAGUUCUUUUUCGGCGAAGAAAAGGAGAUCAUCCACCGCAAAGUUCUCUCUCGGCGACAAGAUGAUAAGUCCGGCGGAGUUCUACUCGGUCAUGGCGGCAAUGGUUCCACUCUACGUCGCCAUGCUCCUCGCCUACGCCUCCGUGAGGUGGUGGGGAAUCCUCACGCCUGACCAGUGCUCCGGCAUCAACCGCUUCGUCGCCAUCUUCGCGGUGCCGCUCCUCUCCUUCCAGAUCAUCGCUCACAACAAUCCUUACGACAUGAGCCUCAAGUUCGUCCUCGCGGACGCUCUCCAGAAGAUCAUCGUCCUGGCGGUCCUGGGAGCCUGGGCGAGAUACUCACGCCGCGGCAGCCUCGAGUGGAUGAUCACUCUCUUCAUGCUGGCGACGCUUCCGAACACGCUGGUGAUGGGAAUCCCGCUGCUCAACGCCAUGUAUGGUGGCGACCCCUCCAGGCUCGUCGUCCAAGCCGUCGUCCUCCAGUGCAUUGUCUGGUACACGCUCCUCCUCGUCCUGUUCGAGUACCGCAGCGCAAAGAUCCUCGUCGCACAAAAGUUUCCAAAGCCCGCCGCUGCCAUCGCCUCCGUCAAGGCCGAUCCGGACGUGGUUUCUCUCAGCUUCAAGGAAGGCCUGACCACCGAGGCCUCCGUGGGAGAAGAUGGCAAGAUUUACGUCCAGCUCAAGCGCUCACCACCACCAAUUCGCACUGCUCCUGCGACGAAAAAUCCGUUUUUUCCUCCGGCGGCGAUGGCGAGCACGGCGUUUUCUUCCAAGGCCAGCACUCCCGGAGCCUCGGACCUGAGCAACGCGGAGAUAUACUCGGUGCACUCCUCGAGCGUCUUGACUCCUGGGCACAGCUUCCAUCGCAGCAGCGACCGGAGUGACUUCUAUCUGAUGACGUCCGGCAGCCGGGGUGGCAGCCCGUUUCGUCUCCAGGAGCUCGACUCGGUCUUCCAGUCGUCGAAUCAGUCGUCCAACGUACACACUCCUCGGGAGGCCGUCAUCUCGGUAAGGGACGAUCAUAUCUUCCCGCUGGACAUGUACCGAACUGGAGGUGGCGGCGGCCGAGGAACUCCAAACUUUGACGACCACUUCCGGCACUUGGUUUGCAACCAGGGCUUCUCGCAGACGGCGGUGCAGAUCACCAAGAAGGACAACGACGAGGAGGGCGCGUCCUCCAACUUGGACUACGAUGCGAAAGAGCUCCAGAUGUUCGUGUGGAGUGCGAGUACGUCGCCGAGGUCGCCAGCGUCGGUGGCUGCUCCGGCGAAGCUCUUAUGGCGGAAGGACGAGAAAGUUCUCAUGUCACACGAAACAACGCUGGAAGUUCCCGAAGAAGCAGUGACAAGACCGGAUGGAAGUGCUGCUGCUGCUGUUCAGACUCCAGCGGAAAGGAACAGGCCAUGGAUCAAAACUUUUCUACCAUCAAAGGAUGCUGCUGCAAAGCUGCCAGACGAUCCGGACAUGCCGUCUACAGCUGUGAUGACGAAGCUCAUCCUGGACAUGGUGUGGAGGAAGCUUGUUCGGAAUCCAAACACGUACUCGAGCUUACUGGGCUUGACGUGGGCACUCAUUUCCUUCCGAUGGAACCUCCGCAUGCCAAAGAUUAUCGAAGGCUCCAUCACGAUUCUAUCGGACGCCGGGCUUGGAAUGGCCAUGUUUAGCCUGGGAUUGUUCAUGGCUUUGCAACCAAAGCUACUCGCGUGCGGGACGUCGAUGACGAUAAUCGGAAUGGUUAUCAGGUUUGUGACCAGUCCCGCGAUCAUGUCGGCUACUUCAAUCGCAGCGGGGCUUCGCAAUAUGGAUUUGAGAGCGUCGAUUGUCCAGGCUGCCUUGCCGCAAGGUAUUGUCCCUUUCGUUUUUGCUAAAGAGUACAAUGUGCAUCCAGACGUCCUGAGCACUGCAGUCAUCUUUGGUAUGCUCGUAUCGCUUCCUAUCACACUGCUCUAUUACGUGCUUCUGGGAUUAUAGUUGAUACAGUUGCCAGAUUUUACGAGCA
Messenger RNA from Selaginella moellendorffii, 2466 nucleotides. Its product is annotated as probable auxin efflux carrier component 1b. Gene Ontology annotation, molecular function: auxin efflux transmembrane transporter activity. Bases 531 to 2438 code for a protein of 635 amino acids. Gene Ontology annotation, cellular component: endoplasmic reticulum; plasma membrane. Gene Ontology annotation, biological process: auxin export across the plasma membrane; auxin polar transport. The transcript is spliced from 7 exons. The record is from RefSeq and is a predicted model, not a curated record. Lineage: Eukaryota; Viridiplantae; Streptophyta; Lycopodiopsida; Selaginellales; Selaginellaceae.